Molecule: messenger RNA, 825 nt
Organism: Manacus vitellinus (golden-collared manakin)
Lineage: Eukaryota; Metazoa; Chordata; Aves; Passeriformes; Pipridae
Gene: BTF3
Product: basic transcription factor 3
Exons: 6
Coding region: 25-513 (162 amino acids)
Cellular component (GO): nascent polypeptide-associated complex; cytosol
Source: RefSeq, a predicted model, not a curated record
GGCGUGUGGCGGCCGGGACUGCGGAUGAAGGAGACCAUCAUGAACCAGGAGAAGCUGGCCAAGCUGCAGGCCCAAGUGCGCAUCGGUGGCAAGGGUACUGCCCGCAGAAAGAAGAAGGUUGUUCACAGAACAGCUACAGCAGAUGACAAGAAACUUCAGUUUUCAUUGAAGAAACUAGGAGUCAACAAUAUUUCUGGAAUUGAAGAGGUAAACAUGUUUACCAAUCAAGGAACAGUCAUUCACUUCAAUAACCCAAAAGUUCAAGCGUCUCUGGCUGCUAACACUUUCACUAUCACUGGCCAUGCUGAGACAAAGCAGCUGACAGAAAUGCUUCCUAGCAUCCUAAACCAGCUUGGAGCUGACAGUUUGACCAGCCUGAGGAGAUUGGCAGAAGCCCUACCCAAGCAAUCUGUGGAUGGAAAAGCACCUCUUGCUACUGGUGAAGAUGAUGAUGAUGAAGUUCCAGAUCUUGUUGAAAACUUUGAUGAAGCUUCGAAGAAUGAGGCAAACUGAACUAAGUGUCACUUUCUGAAUAAAACCGAAACUUGAAAAAGCUACAUGGAGCUGCUGUUUUAUAUUGUGACUGCUUUGAUUUCAUUUCCUGAUGAGAUCUCAAGAUCUGUCACAUUUGGAAACUCCUUGAAUCUGCAGCUCCUUAGUUAAUGCUUGUACACAAUAUUAUUUUUGUGGCCCGAACAGACAUAUGCUUUCAAAUAAGUCAGAUUGCUAACAAAUUUCUGCCUAGACACAUUUUUUGAGUAACUUGUAUACAAGCAAAACCCUAUCUUUAAUGAACUUUGGCAUACAAUAAAAACAUUAAAAAAA